CAGCAGCAGAAGCAGCUUCAGCGUCCUUGGCGUCGCUGCCUCUCUCCUCCCUUCGCGUGGAAUCUGUGCGUCAAAAGGCGAGGGCGGCGCAGGGCAUGGAAGCGGGCUGCUCGCCUCAAAACAAGGCAAAGGCAGCGGUUGCUUGAUUUCUCUCGUGAGGUGAAGAAGAAGCAGCACAAAAAGCAGAGGCCAGCGCUUGUGUGUGAAGCAAGGCUGGGCUGAGAGGGAGCCGGGAAUGCCAAUGCCGCCUCCUCCUUUUCCUCUUCCUCCUUUUUCCCCUCCCACGCUUUCCCUUUGCACCUUGGGCCAGGAGGGAGCUGCGUGAGGAAGGAGGGAAAGCGGGAAGGAAAGGGAAGGAAGAAGCAGGGAGAAGGAGGAGGAAGAGGAAGAAGAAGGGAAAGCACAGGCAGCUUUCCUCCGACGCAGCAGGCGAAGGGGAUUAGUGCAGCCGAAAACGAAGUGGCGUCAGUCAUGUAGCAACAAGCUCGGAGCUGCCUCUUCCUUCGCUUUCUAAUCAACUCUCCUCCUUGAAGGGGCUUCCAUCACCAGCCAGGGAUUCAAAGGCUCCCUUUUCCCCUCCGCAUUUUCCCCCCUCGCCAGCAAAGUGAGCGGAGUGGAGCCUCUCGCAGCCCUUUUAAAGAGAGAGAAGGAGAACGGCAACACGGAGGGCCACGAUGACCGAAGAGAGCUCCGACGUCCCCAAAGAGUUGCUGGAAAGUGUCAAGGAUGUGAUUGGGAGAAAGAUAAAAAUUUCUGUGAAAAAGAAAGUAAAACUUGAAGUCAAGAGUGAUAAAGUGGAUAACAAAAUAUUGGUGCUAACAUCAUGCCGGGCCUUUCUGUUAACCUCUCGUAUUCCUACCAAGCUAGAACUAACUUUCAGCUACUUGGAAAUUCAAGGAAUCACAUGCAAUAAACCUGGACAGCUGAUUGUAGAAACUGAAAAAUGCAACAUUUCCAUGAAGUUGUCUUCAUCUGAAGAUGUGCAUGAAGUACUGGCACACAUUGGAACAUGCCUUCGGAGGAUAUUCCCUGGUGUUUCUCCAGUGAGAAUAAUGAAAAAAGUAAUUAUGGAACCACCAGAACGGCUGACUAAUCUCCAAACUUUGUGGGACAGCCAAACCGUGGCAGAGUUAGGACCAUGUGGAGGUUUUUCUCAAAUGUAUGCCUGUGUUUGUGAUUGGCUUGGUUUUCCAUACAGAGAAGAAGUUCAGUGGGAUGUAGAUACCAUUUAUCUGACUCAAGAUACGAGGGAAUUGAAUUUACAAGACUUCAGCCAUCUUGACCACAGGGACUUAAUACCAAUAGUUGCUGCCCUGGAAUACAAUCAGUGGUUUACGAAACUUUCCUCCAAGGACCUGAAGUUAUCUGCUGAUGUUUGCGAGCAGAUCCUGAGAGUGGUAAGCAGAUCUAAUCGGCUGGAAGAGCUAGUACUGGAGAAUGCUGGUCUUAGAACAGAUUUUGCACAGAAACUGGCCAAUGCCCUAUCCCAUAAUCCCAACUCAGGACUUCAUACAAUUAACCUUGCGAACAACCCCCUGGAGGACAGAGGUGUGUCUUCACUAAGUAUUCAGUUUGCCAAACUACCUAAGGGGCUAACACAGUUAAACUUAUCUAAAACCUCAUUAUCACCUAAAGGGGUGAACAGCCUUUCACAGUCACUGAGUGCCAACCAGCUGUUAGCUACAACCCUCACCCACCUUGAUCUCUCAGGGAAUAUUCUUCGGGGUGAUGAUCUUUCAUUCCUGUAUAGUUUUUUGGCUCAACCAAAUGCCAUUGUUCAUCUGGAUUUAUCCAAUACAGAGUGCCCAUUGGACAUGAUGUGUGGAGCACUUCUUCAUGGCUGCCUUCAGCAUCUUGCUACUCUAAAUGUGUCCAGGACAGUUUUUUCUCACAGAAAGGGCAAAGAAGUUCCUCCGUCAUUCAAACAGUUUUUCAGCAGUUCUUUUUCUCUAACUCAGAUCAACUUUUCAGGAACUAAACUGUCUCCCGAACCUCUAAAAGCUCUCCUGUUGGGUCUUGCUUGUAACCAAAAUUUGAAGGAGGUGUUUCUAGAUCUGAGUAGCUGUGAACUAAGAUCAGGAGGUGCACAAGUUUUAGAAGGCUGCAUAGCAGAAAUCCAUAAUAUUGCCAGCCUUGACAUUUCAGAUAAUGGCCUAGAAUCUGACCUUUCAACACUGAUAGUCUGGCUUAGUAAAAAUCGAUCCAUAAGACAUUUGGCAUUAGGCAAAAAUUUUAACAACAUGAAAUCCAAAAAUCUGGGUCCUGUGCUUGAUAAUUUAGUACAAAUGAUCCAAGAUGAAGAUUCACCUUUGCAGUCACUAUCUUUAGCAGAUUCCAAGUUGAAGACUGAAGUUACUAUCAUUAUCAAUGCUCUUGGCAGCAAUACGUCUCUUACAAAAGUAGUUAUUAGUGGGAAUGGCAUGGGAGACAUGGGAGCAAAGAUGUUAGCAAAAGCUCUUCAGAUAAACACCAAACUCAGAACUGUUAUAUGGGACAAAAAUAAUAUCACCGGCCAAGGCUUCCAGGACAUAGCAGUAGCUCUAGAAAAGAAUUAUACCAUAAGGUUCAUGCCUAUACCAGUGAAUGAUGCUUCUCAAGCACUUAAAACAAGUCCUGAGAAAACUGAAGAGGCACUUCAGAAGAUAGAAAACUAUUUGCUUCGCAAUCAUGAAACCCGGAAGUAUCUGCAGGAGCAAGCCUAUAGGCUGCAGCAGGGCAUAGUCACUAGUACAACACAACAGAUGAUUGACAGAAUAUGUGUCAAAGUACAAGACCAUCUGAACUCCUUAAGAAACUGUGGCAUUGACACAAUACAAGAAGAUGUGAAAUCAGCAGAAAGGCUUAUGAAAGAUGCUAAAAAUUCCAAAACAUUAUUACCAAAUCUGUAUCAUCUUGGUGGAGCUUCAUGGGCAGGAGCAAAUGGCUCUUUACCUAACCCAAUUCAGGAGACACUAGAUUCAAUGGCUGGGGAAGUCACCAGGGUUGUUGAUGACCAGCUCAAGACACUACUUGAAUCUAUGGUGGAUGCUGCUGAAAACCUUUGUCCAAGUGCAAUGAAAAAAGCAAACAUAAGGCAAGAUUUGAUUGAGGCAUGCACAGAAAAGAUUUCUAUUCCACGGACCUUUGUAAAAAAUGUUCUCCUAGAGCAGUCUGGUAUUGAUAUCCUUAAUAAAAUCAGUGAAGUGAAGCUGACAGUUGCCUCAUUUCUCUCAGAUCGAGUAGUAGAUGAGAUUCUUGAUGCCCUGUCACUUUGCCACCAUAAACUGGCUGAUCAUUUGACAAGGCGAGGCAAACCAUUACCUCACCAAGAAUCAUUAGACAUUGAGCUGGCAGAGGAAAGACCUACAAAAAGAUCUGUUAUCACAGUUGAGGAGCUGACUGAAAUAGAACGCUUGGAAGACUUAGACACAUGCAUGACUCUCUGCUGUACAAGUAUGACUCCUAAGUCUAAAAGGAAGAGUAUCCAUAGCAGAAUGUUGAGACCAGUAUCAAGAGCUUUUGAGAUGGAGUUUGACCUGGAUAAAGCACUGGAAGAAGUUCCUAUACACAUAGAAGACCCACCAUUCUCUUCUGGGAGGAUGGACAAACGGACAUCUGGGUUCAUGUCAGAGCUGCCUUCUGAGGAAGGGAAGAAACUGGAGCACUUUACAAAAUUAAGGCCUAAACGGAAUAAAAAACAACAACCAACACAACCUGCUGUGAGUUCUGCAACUCCUCAGGAUGGAGAACAGAAUGGUCUCAUGGGAAGAGUGGAUGAAGGUGUUGAUGAGUUUUUCACAAAGAAAGUGACAAAACUGGAUUCAAAGAGAUCCUCAGCCAAAGGCUCAGACGGUGGUGACUCUAGUGAACCAGCUGACGAAAAGAAAAAAAGAGAUUCUCGGAAAAGUGGAUUUCUCAAUUUAAUCAAAUCUAGAUCCAAAUCUGAACGCCCUCAAACUGUAGUGGUGUCAGAAGAGCCCUCUUCGCCCAAAGUUGGUGUCAAAAGCACUGCAGGGGACACUACAAAAAAGGAGUUUAAAUUGGCUGAACAGAAUGGAAGCACUGAAAAAACCGAGGAGUUAAAAACACCAGACUCAAUGGAAGAGGCUUCCUCAGACGAUACUUCUAAACUUGAGAAGCCUGACAGCAAAGGCAGCCCUCAAGGAGGGCGUAGGUAUGGGGUACAAGUCAUGGGCAGUGGCCUUUUAGCGGAAAUGAAAGCCAAACAGGAACGGAGAGCUGCAUCCGCACAAAAGAAAUUUGGGAAUGAUGCCCGAGACUCAACAGAUCUUUCAGUGAACUCAGAACGACUAGAUGGAGGUGGUGCUGCAACAAAACAGUCAUCUCCAGAGAACCGGUUUGCCCUAAAUAAAGGUGAUUCAUCAGAAAAACCUACAAAAACAGAACCAAAGACAGAAACUGGGGCAAGAAUGCGAAGUUCUUCCAGUACAUCUACUAGUCCAAAGCCUCCCCUUCAGUCAACAAAGCCAAGCCUUGCAGGAAGACCAACAGUUCCUCAGAAACCACGAUCUGCCUCUCGGACUGAGGAUCUUCCAGAUUCUCCAUCUGGUCCAGGUUCUCCUAAAAUUGCUCUGCUUCCACCUUUGCUUAAGAGGGUCCCUUCCGAUAAAGAAAAAGAUGGUCAGAGCAGCCCUCAGCCUGCUAUCCGAUCUCUUUCACAAGAAGGUCCAAAGAGAAACUCAGGACACCAGGAGCAGAGGCAGAGGUCUUUGAGUAAAGAUGGCCAGCAAGGAAGCAAGUCCAGCGACUCCGGAGAAGAAGCAGACAAAGAGUUUAUUUUUGUUUAGUUGAGUGAUCAUCUCUUUGGCAGUGCAAAAUCUUUUCUAACAAUAAGGGUACGAUGAUCUAUUGCCCUUCUUUUUCAUCAGCUGUUUUUAUAGAAGAACAUUUUGUGGUUUUAAAAAGAAUAAAUGAUUGCACUGCUGAUCAGAUUUCAUUAAUUUGGCUUUUUGGGUGUUUUUUUAAAAGUUGACUUCUAUGGUUCUAGAUAUACCCUUUCUUGCCUUUGCUAAAGCCAGCAACUAUUCCAUGUUUUCUACUUGAAUUUCUAUGAAGCAGCUAUCAAAACAAUGCCUUGCAAUAGGGCUUCAGGCGAAGGAGGGCAGAGGGAACCAAGCAAAAGGACGGGGGGGGGGGGUCUCUUCUUACACUAAUCCACACUGUACAGCAGGAAAGGUGUUGUACUGCUGAAUGUAAAUGUGUCAAACUUGCACGCAACUUACUUUUAAAAUAUAUUCUUGCUGAAUGCAAUUGCACAUUGUAAUUAUAUCAAUAGAGCACACUAAUAAAAGAAUUUGUAUAAAUAAUAUAUAUUAGAUGCUUGGAUAUGAUUUUUACAUUCACCCUUGGGAGACUUUUUUCUUGUUUGUUGUACUGUAUAUAAAAACACAAUCUCUUACAUUUGUGUACUGUUAAAAAGCACAACAAAGAAAAGUGAAUUACUAAUCCUUUGCUAUGCUUCCACUUCCAUAGGUUAUAUGUAUAUUGUUGACUGGAAUGACAGCAAUGCACACCUUAUUGGUAUUGGUAUUUUCUAGAGGCUGCCUUAGAGUGUCUCUCUGCAUCCUUUCUAACUUUUAACUUGUUCUUCUUAAACAAAAAGAUAGUCUGUAAAAGCAAUUUUGCAUUUUCCCUGUUAUUAUAUUCACAGUCAUCUGCUUACAAUUCAGGCUGAAGGAGUUUUAUUCAUAAUGUAUAUUUGUACCAAUAAAAAUGAUUUUACAACUGGAA
Messenger RNA from Anolis carolinensis (green anole), 5730 nucleotides. RefSeq names its product capping protein regulator and myosin 1 linker 1 (gene carmil1). Bases 675 to 4787 code for a protein of 1370 amino acids. The record is from RefSeq and is a predicted model, not a curated record. Gene Ontology annotation, biological process: cell migration; regulation of Arp2/3 complex-mediated actin nucleation. The transcript is spliced from 38 exons. Lineage: Eukaryota; Metazoa; Chordata; Lepidosauria; Squamata; Anolidae. Gene Ontology annotation, cellular component: lamellipodium; plasma membrane. Gene Ontology annotation, molecular function: protein binding.